AUGGUGCCCACUCUCACCAACGUGUCUGCUGGGAUCCCCAGCAGCAAAGUGAAAUACUCAAAGCUCUCCAGCACUGAUGAUGGACACAUUACCUGUCAGUUCAAGAAAAGCCCUACUAACAUUCCUUAUAAGGCCAUUGCCUGCGCCUCCUUACAGUUUUUGACUGGUGUUUUUCUCAUUAUUACGGGCUGCCUCCUGCUGGCAGGCUACAUCAGCAAAGUUGGCGCCAACCGAGCCUUUCCAGUUCUGACUGUGGGCGUCCUGGUGUUCCUCCCCAGAUUUUACCACCCAAUCAUCACAUACAGAGCAUACCGAGGCUGCCAGGGCUACUCCUACCGUGAUUUUCCGGACUGUGAUGACUAG
Eubalaena glacialis (North Atlantic right whale) is the source of this 363-nucleotide messenger RNA. Its product is annotated as transmembrane protein 230-like. The transcript has 2 exons. Gene Ontology annotation, cellular component: synaptic vesicle; endomembrane system. Gene Ontology annotation, biological process: synaptic vesicle transport. Bases 1 to 363 code for a protein of 120 amino acids. The record is from RefSeq and is a predicted model, not a curated record. Lineage: Eukaryota; Metazoa; Chordata; Mammalia; Artiodactyla; Balaenidae.